UCUUUAAGGCAGGUCGGGCGGUUUGUUGUCCGAAGGAAGUGACGGGGGGCGGGAUUGAAUGAAAAGUGCCACGGGGAGCCCCGAGCGCCCGAGUCGGGAGCCGCGGGAGCCCAGGGCCGGUCCGCCUCGGAGCGCCCCCCGCGCCCGCGCGCCCCAAACUCUCCUCCAACUUUGAGCGAAGUUGGCAGCGCCCCGCCCGCCGCGAGCCGGGCCGGGGAUGCGCCCGCCGGGCGGCCGCGGGGUCCCCCCUGCGCCCCGCGCGCUGCUGCUGGCGCUGCUGGCGCUGCUGGCGGGCGCGGGGGGCGCGCGGGCCGAGCUGCGGGUGCGCGUGCGGCUGCCGGGCGGCCGGGUGGCCGAGGAGCGCCUGCAGGCGGACGGCGCGGGCGACAGCGUCGGCCUGGAGCUGCGCGAGCCCGACGGCGCCCUCGUCUCGCUCACCGCCGACUUCAGGAAGCACGUGAAGAUCCUGCGGGCGCUGGUCCUGGGGGAGCUGGAGAAGGGCCAGCGCCAGUUCCAGGCCCUCUGCUUCGUCACCCGGCUGCGUGACCACGAGAUCAUCCCCAGCGAGGCCAUGGCCAAGCUCCGGCAGAUUGGCCGAGGCGCUAAGACCGCCAGCACAUCCAGAGACCUGGUGGGAGUGGCCCUUCUUCUCCCACAGAAGAACCCACGGGCAGUGCGUCAGGCGGAGGAGGCGCGGGGCCUGGAGCAGCUGCACAUGGACAUGGCCGUGAACUUCAGCCAGGGGGCCCUGCUGAGCCCCCACCUGCACAACGUGUGUGCGGAGGCCACGGACGCCAUCUACACCCGCCAGGAGGACGUCCGGUUCUGGCUGGAGCAAGGGGUGGACAGUUCCAUGUUCAAGGCUCUGCCCACGGACACAGAGCAGGCGCUGCCUCGCUGCGGGCAGGCUGGGGACCGGGGGGCGCCCUGUGUCUGCCGCUACGGCCUGAGCCUGGCCUGGUACCCCUGCAUGCUCAAGUACUGCCACAGCCGGGACCGCCCAGCGCCCUACAAGUGCGGCAUCCGCAGCUGCCAGAAGAGCUACAGCUUCACCUUCCUCGUGCCUCAGCGGCAGCUGUGCCCCUGGGAGGAGGACUCGUAGCUGGGGAGUGAGGGGGGACUCACCAGGCCUCCCCAGUCCCCAGGAGACCUUACUCCCCCCUCCCCUCCCUCAUCCCAGAGCCUGUGGUCCGUCACUCAUGACUGUGAAGAGGGGUGUGGUGUGCGGGGUAAUCAUGAAGGCAGCCCCACGACCACCCUGUGUCUGACCGAGAAGGGGCUUGGCACACUGCACCCCUCCUUCAGCCCGAUUUCAAGACGCCAAAAUGCCAUGGCCUAUGAUUCUCCUGCUGAACUCUGCAGGUUUAGACCCUAAAAAGUGCCUUUUCCUGUGACCCCCUCCCCACAUCAGCCACCUGUGCCUUUCCCCAGACUGCCCUGGCCACAGGGCAGGCGGGCACCUCGUCUCUGAGCAGAAUCCUGUCUGCGGGGUUCUGGGACGGGGGAGCAUGAAGCAUGAGGAAAACUUGAAUUCCAGAUUUUUAGUGCAAAGUAUUUAUCGUUUCUACCAGAAAUUAAACGUUUCCAUUUCUACUUGA
Messenger RNA from Myotis daubentonii (Daubenton's bat), 1598 nucleotides. It is a transcript of the gene OAF, whose product is annotated as out at first homolog. The record is from RefSeq and is a predicted model, not a curated record. NCBI's taxonomy places the organism in Eukaryota, Metazoa, Chordata, Mammalia, Chiroptera, Vespertilionidae.